Messenger RNA from Gallus gallus (chicken), 4660 nucleotides. It is a transcript of the gene RWDD2A, whose product is annotated as RWD domain containing 2A. The transcript is spliced from 2 exons. The coding region runs from base 13 to 888 and encodes 291 amino acids. The record is from RefSeq and is a predicted model, not a curated record. Gene Ontology annotation, molecular function: protein binding. NCBI's taxonomy places the organism in Eukaryota, Metazoa, Chordata, Aves, Galliformes, Phasianidae.
GAGCGCGGUGCCAUGGCUGCCGCGGUGCGGGAGUGCCUGGAGCUCCAGCUGCUGGAGGUGGAAAUGCUCCUUUCCAUGUUCCCCAAGAAAGGGGAGAUCAGCCUGGACGGCGCUGCCGUUCCCGCCUUGCAGCGCUACCUGAGGGACGGCGGCGGAUCCCUGCCCCCGCGGCUCGAGUAUUCGGUCGCCGUCGGUGUCGGGGAGCCGGAGGUAAAAGUGGAAUUGCAGGUGCAGUUGCCUCAUAUGUAUCCCCACGUGGCUCCUCAGCUUUUUGCAAGAUCAAAUGCACUGCACAGGCAGCAGCAGUUGCAGCUCAACACUCGUCUCACUUCUCACAUCAGCUCUUUGGAUUCAGGUGAACUGUGCAUAUGUGAGGCUGUGCAGUGGCUGAAGGAGAACAGCCUGCCCUAUUUGGAAAACAGUAAGGUCUCUGCUGAAGGCGUUUCAAAGGAAACAGCAACUAAAGAAACAAUUCAACGUAUGUGGAUCUACAGCCAUCACAUAUACAGGCAGGAGUUGAGGAAGAAGAUCUUUGAGUGUGCGAAGAAAUUAAACCUGACUGGCUUCUGCCUGACAGGAAAACCUGGGGUGAUCUGUGUGGAGGGCAUCAGAGAAAACUGUGAGGAGUUCUGGCGUGUUAUCAGGUAUCCCAACUGGAAGCAUAUCUCAUGCAAACAUGUGGAGACUGUAGAAGCAGAGGGAAGCAGUGAUCAUCUGCGCCUCUUUCGAGCUUUUGAAGACUUGCAGUUUCAGGCCCAUGGCGAUUAUGGCCUGAGGAACGACUAUCACAUGGAUCUGGGCCAGUUCCUUGAAUUCCUGAAACAGCAUCAAAGUGGACAUAUUUUUCAGAUUUUAUUUGGUGUUGAAGGCAAACUUGCAGACAAAUAAGAGGGAAAAAAAAAAGCAUGUAAAUGAAUGCUAACCUUGGACAGCAAGAGAUGAAGCUGACAUUGACAUUUGUCCCUAAGCUAUGGCUGCUGUGAAAAGGGGAAAUUCAGUGUUGAACACAGAACAGUUCAAGUAGAUGUUCCUGGCUCUGAAUUCUGAAUUGCAGUGUAUUUUUUGAAAGAGGUGCUUGUUUACUUAUUUUCGGAGAUCUUAAAAGCAGCAUUUUUCACUGAGCAAAGCAGCAUUUCUCACUUCUCUCAAAGAAGUGCUGGCAAGGUGAUAAAAAUCCUAGGUGGUGCUAUCCCGAAUUACACUGUUCUGUAAUCAUCCCUCCUGUGCUUUGUUACUAAGCUGAAGUGCAGAGCUUUAGUUAACUUCUUCAUUUAGUUGUGGGUCACCAAGGUGGCUGCAGUCAGAUUAAUACGGUUUCCAAUAUGAAAGUGCACCCCACUGAAGGGAGUCAAGAUUUGCUGCAUUUGUUGCCUUUUACUGCUGUAUGAAACAUCUGGUCUCACUAAUUCAGCUGAUCCAAGAAAAGCAAAGACCCUUGUGCCCAAAACCGCUAAGUUUUGCAUUUAAACAUAUGAGUGGGGGGAGGGGAGGGGGAGAAAGCCCUCAUCACCCCAUCAUUUGGAAGCUCUGGGUUGUAAGUCUUUACAGUGACUGCGUUAUUGCCCACAUUUCCAAUACCUUCUUCUUCCUAUCUCACUGGGGUCUGUUAAUUUUGAAUGGUAGCAGCUGCUCAACUCAUGCUUUUUUAUAUUUGUAUUGCUAGGCCUAGCACAUUGGAAAGUAAGAUACUAUAUAAGGAAAUACAUAUGUCGUGUGUGCGUCUAUAUAGAUAAAAAAGGAUCGUCAUAUUUAGAUGUUAUCAGUAGAUGAAGACUUGUGUCUGAGAAGUCCGAAAUAGCUGUGCCUUAAAGAACCAGCAAGACAUUGCCUUCUGCUUUCUCCCUAAGCGCCAUAAUAGGAGAAUUGGCGGACAGCAAUAAAACCACCUUUACUGUUAAGGUUUGGAUGCCCAAAUCUAAAAAAUCAAGCUGUUUGGUUAGCAGCUACUUAAAAGCUGUGUUUCAGUACACCCCCCCGAUGACUACGAUAUUAAUAAUGGGGAUGCUUUGGCUGCCAAUUUAUAAUACUCUGAUAUUCUCUCUUUGUGAAGGACAUUGACUGCCUUUAUGCCGAACAAUUGCAGUGCAGUUAUCUUGCUGGGGAAAUGAGAUCUUUGAUAAUUCACAGGACUGUAUCUUUGUUAGAAUAUUUUAAUGCUACUGAAUAACAAAGGUUCUGCAGGUUCGGUUGUCAUUAGCAAAUACUCAUUGCUGCUCACAGGAGCGACGAGUAAGGCUUUUCUGUGGAGGAAAAUAUUUCUAAGCUUACUGUUCUUCUUCAGUAACAGCUUGACAAUUUACACAGAUUACAUUGCGACUUGUAAUGGAUUAAACAAUCAUCGUAUGUAUUUCUCAAUCUUCCACUGUACCAUUUGUCUGCUGAAGUUCUCAUUGACAUGCGUGACAAAUCUGAACUCAAGGUACAGCCACUCACUGUGAUAUCAACAAACGCGUACAGCCAUAGUGUAGGACAUACCAAGUGCAAUAACAACCAGCAACCAACACAAAUACAGUUCUCAGAUUAAUUUUUAUUUUUUCGUGUAUCAUUAAUUAUGACUUCUUAAUCUGAGCUUCUAAUCAAAUAUUACCAUUUAGAAAACUUGUUCUGAGUCUUACAAAAUUAUCUACUCUUCGGCUCCCUAGGCGGAAACGUUCUGAAUAUCGAAGUGCUUUUCCACUGCUGCUGAUUUGCUUAUUCUUCAUGGAGUAUUUACAGUUUCACUUUCAUGGCAUCUUCAGGCCAGGUGUAUGAGUCAGCCACAAAGCUGUUGUAAUCAGUGCUGUACAUCUGCGAACGGAUGAAGGCUUCGAGGUCCUCGGGCUGAGGGUAGGUGGUGGCAGUGUUAUUCCUGUAGGCUUCUUCUGCAAUCUAGAAAGUUGCAUUAAAAUCCCAAUUAGUGCUUUAUUUGAAUACAUUUAACAGUAUUCUAAAGUAGGAAUGAGGUCAAAAUCGAGAUGACAUCUUCUUUGGUGCUGACAGUCAUAUCAAGUUACACUGCAUCUGGGCUAACAUGCAGCGAAAAAGAUUAAGAAUAUGAUGAUGUAUGCAUUUAUUUGUCUGAUUCAUGCUGCUUUUGAACUCUUACAGGAUAGCAUUCUGAGCAGGUUACCCUGGUUUGCCAUCUUCUAUAAAGCACAUACGAUAAAUGUGAUUUGUUCCGAGCCUCCAUGCCCCUUGAGUUUGAGGGAAGUUUAUUAUUUGCCACAGCCUGAUAAAAUAUUUCUCAAAGGUAAACACAAAAUAUCCUGGAUAGGUUUAAUUCCAUGUAUGACUGGGGAAAGUCUGUGUACUUUUUCACUGAGAAAUCAACAAGAUCAGAAUCAAUUGCAUCCUACGUAUAGCUGUGGCAAAAAAAAUGGAGUUUGGAUGGGACUGGAGCUCACUCAAUGCACCACAGCAUACUGUCACAUCUGAAGAGCACCAUCUUGAGAUAUAUACGUCUUUUGACUGGAUGUUCCUUUGUGAAACAAAAGAAGGGUUACACACUUGUUCAAAGCAGCAGCGAUCUUUGCUAAGAUCUGCUUCAGCUGGAACUGGCAAACAAACAAAAGCUCUUACUUUAAAUGAAGGGAAGACAAAGUCUCUUCCUGCACUCCGUAGCCAUCACUUUAAAACAUGGAUGUUUUAGCUUGGUGAGAAGCCAGUACUCCAAGGGGAAGAGCUACAGUAUGUUGGCUUCCCUUUUAGGAUUCACCUGGAGCCCCAACCAGAGCUGGCUGAGAUGUGCGUAUUCACGUAAGAGUUUCCCUUCAGGUCUGCAUGCAUGAUAAUCACAGCUGAAUGAGGUCUGAAUUUAUACCCUGCAUUUGCUAUUCUGAAAAUUUUCAGAGUAUUUCUCCCCUGGAAAGGACAAAUGCCAUCACUUAGCCUUUAGUGCCGUACAAGCCAGAGUAGGUACUUGUAGGAAUAACAUUUCAGCAGAGAUCAGGCAGGAAGACUUGUUCAGUAACAUUUUCCUUUCUCAACACGCAUUCGAGUUAUCAGAGACAACAGAGCAGUUUCCAUCACUCUGUUUCUGCCACAUAGGCAGUUUGAUGCAGCCUGAGAAAUCUUGGUACCAUUUUGACAUUUACAGGACAGAGUUAUCAUUUGCCUAAGAAGACAUGAGUGGCAAGAAGGAUUGAAUUAUUAUUUUAAAGGCAGAGUAAGUGAAGCUAGGGGAAAUGUUUGAUGCAUGAAGCCUCCUUGUUAUUGUUUCAAAAGGAUAUUCAGUAACUGGAAUGGAUUUGUUUACAUCAGUAAACAAACAUUCUGGAGUUUCAACUCUUUCCGUCUUGUACUGGGGUUAAAUUUGGGGUAAUAUUUAUGAAUUGAAAUUAAAUAAAUGUAUUUUUACUGCUAGACCAAGAUUGCUGUGAAUCGGCUUGUGUGAAGAUGUGUCAGCUGAUCAAAUCUAAUGCUCAGUUACAUAACAUGAGAAGAAGAGAAGCCAGGGAAGACUGAAAUGACUUACCCUCACUGCAAUCUUCAGUGACACCUGCUGGAUUGUGACUAAAGGAGGGUACAGGCGACCUUCCUGUAAAUUCUCCUCUGAAACUUGCUGAGCUAUUACCUGGAAAUAAGGCAGACAUGUUUAACUGUGAAUGCAGACACAACCGUGGCUUCAUUAGACACUGAUCUCGUCUUACACAAAUAAAUGGUCCUGCUUUGGCAAGUCACA